Messenger RNA from Patella vulgata (common limpet), 2170 nucleotides. RefSeq names its product cytochrome P450 2D3. Gene Ontology annotation, cellular component: intracellular membrane-bounded organelle; cytoplasm. Bases 292 to 1800 code for a protein of 502 amino acids. The transcript is spliced from 2 exons. NCBI's taxonomy places the organism in Eukaryota, Metazoa, Mollusca, Gastropoda, Patellidae. The record is from RefSeq and is a predicted model, not a curated record. Gene Ontology annotation, molecular function: oxidoreductase activity, acting on paired donors, with incorporation or reduction of molecular oxygen, reduced flavin or flavoprotein as one donor, and incorporation of one atom of oxygen; iron ion binding; heme binding. Gene Ontology annotation, biological process: xenobiotic metabolic process.
CUCGCUAUCAAGGUCACAUUGUACUCGGCUUAAACCAGCUUGACAGCAGAUAGGUCACAGAUAGCCGCAUUGUAUUGCAUGAAGUGUCGUGACGUAGAUAGCUGGUUAAUCUUUCUGGAAAUUACAACUGUUCAAGUACCUGAUGCAAUCUGUUGAGUUGAUGUGUAUAUACCCGUCUUCAUUAGCCCACUCGGUGCAGAACAUUAGGGCGUUAAACAUACAGCUCACAAAAACUGAUAGAUGUUCAUAUAUAAUUAAUGUUGUGAUUGUUGAUGAUCUACAUUUAUAAACAUGAUUAACAUGUGGGAUAUUGUAUCAGUAUUUAAUGAUGUUACAACAAUUUUAGUGGCGCUUGUUGUCUUAUUAGUGAUUGGAUAUGUCAUCUUAAUGCAGGAACGAUCUGGAAUACCUCCUGGACCACCAUUUUGGCCAGUUGUGGGAAAUAUGUUGGAUAUGCGAGACAAAUUCGCUGGCAAGAGACAUAAAUAUUAUGCAGAACUUCAAGCAAAAUAUGGAGAUAUUUUUCGAAUAUAUUUCGGCGACCAGUUGUUGAUAGUUUUAAACGAUUUCGAAUCUAUAGAAGAGGCUUUUGUUAAGCAGAAGGAUCUCUUCAGUACUAGACCAGUAAAGAAGUUAUGGGUUGUGAAGCAGGUCAGCAAAAUAGGAGAUGGGGUCAUCUGGGCGAGUGGACAGGGAUGGAAAGAUGCGAGAAGAAUGGCAAUUCGUAGUCUUCGUGAUCUAGGAGUCGGCAAAUCGACCCUCGAGGAAAGGAUCAAGGAAGAAAUUCACAUCGUUUUGGACAGUUUCACUAAAUCUGAAGGAAAACCAAUCAAAGUCCAUGAAAUCAUGAUGAAAGCAACAACCAAUAUCAUCAGUACAGUUGUUUUUGGUAAACGAUAUGAUUACGGCGACCCCGAAUUUAUUCAGAUCAUUAAGAUUUUAAAAGAUGCAUUUACUGAUAUGGCGUUGUUUACACCCGUUCAACGUUUUCCUAUGCUUCGUUUCAUUCCUUUCAUAGCUUCUAAAAUGUUGGCGGCGGGUAAUGCCAUUCUGGAAGUAGAACAGUUCAUUGCCAAUCGUAUUGAGAAACGUAAAAAGGUUUUCGACAAAAAUGAUAUUAAGGAUUUUAUCGAUGUGUACCUAGAUACGUGUGUCAACAACGAGUCCAGUGCCAUCACAGAUGGCAACAUAAGAAGAGUCAUUUUGGAUUUGUAUUUUGCUGGUUCUGACACUACAUCCACCACUCUCGAUUGGGCAGUGCUGUUUAUGGUCCUUCAUCCGGAAGUCCAGAAGAAAUGCCAAGAGGAAAUCGAUAGUGUGGUCGGUGAUGGUCGUAUGGUAAACUGGUCUGAUAAAUCUAAAAUGUCGUAUAACGAAGCGACACUUCUCGAAGUUCAACGUUUAGGAAACGCGGUACCUAUGUCACUACCUCACACCACGGACAAAGAUACAAUAGUUAAAGGAUAUCUUAUCCCAGAAGGUUCUUUGGUUUUUGCAAAUCUGUACGCCUGUCAUCUUGAUUCAAGAUAUUGGAAAGAACCCUUGAAAUUUAAACCAGAACGGUUCUUGGAUGAUUCAGGAAAAGUAUCCAAACAACCUAUGGCAUUUAUACCGUUUUCCAUAGGCCCACGGAUUUGUGCAGGUGAACCACUGGCUAGAAUGGAACUAUUUCUAUUCUUCACCAAUAUCUUACAGAGGUUUUCUGUUUCGACUCCCGGCAGUCAGAAACCCAGUACAGAUGGGGUCUGUGGAGUGAGCAUGUCGACACCAGAAUAUACUAUCCAGGCCACACCUAGAUAAAUUUUAUGUCAAUUCAACAAAAAUAAUUGGUUGGCUUAGUUUUUUUUUUCUUUUUUUAUACGCCCACAUGUUCAUGUAGUCAUAUGGUGUGUUUUGUUUUGCCCCUGCCCCUGUUUGCAUACAUGCACACGUAUGUUUGAAGUUGUUCGCCUAAUUUCAGACGUAGUUGGUCCUGCAAUCUAGAUGGUCAACUUUGAUUUAAUGUUAACUGUUUUUGAUCAUAUAAUCGGGAAUAGGUAGUUUUAGGUUAAGAUGGUAUAAAUCAAUUAUUAGGGUUAUUGAGAGCUUGAUUAAAGGGGUGCAAAGGUUGGAACAAGUUACGGGACCUUUGUGUAUACUUUUGUGUAUGAAAUAAAUAUAUUAUUUAGUA